This is a messenger RNA of Microthlaspi erraticum, 291 nucleotides long. Lineage: Eukaryota; Viridiplantae; Streptophyta; Magnoliopsida; Brassicales; Brassicaceae. The record is from the annotation of a GenBank genome assembly.
AUGAAGGAGGAGAUGAUAACCAAAGACGAAUCGAUCAGAGAGAGAGCUGCAAUCCGAUGCGCCCGAGCUUCGAUGCUUCUCUAUUCACUGGCUUCAUCCCCCGAUCAGAACGCCGGCGAGAAGGAAGGAGAGACGCGAAGAGAGAUUGAGGAUCUGAAGAGAGAACUUGCGAUGGAGAAGAAAAGGAGGAAUCGGAUUAAGCUUUGCAGCUUUAUGGAGUUGCUUCUUCUCGUCGUUUUGGUUCUCUUGCUUUCCACUUUCUUCCUCGUCUUCUUUCUCGUAUCUCGUUAA